GUUAUAAAUAGUAGAGAUAAUUUCCGCUUCUCCUCCACCAUUCCAUCUCUAUCUCCCUCUCUCUAAUGGAAACGUGGGUCGGAGCUACGAUUUCAGUUUGGAUAACAAUUGCAGUAUGCUUAGUGGUAGGGGCAUGGAGAGUCGUGGACUGGAUUUGGUUGAGGCCGAAGAAAUUAGAGAACUACUUGAGAAAUCAAGGUUUCGCCGGAAAUUCUUACCAGAUUCUCCACGGAGACCUCAAGUACAGAUCCGCGGCGAAUGAUCGGGCCAACUCGAAGCCCAUGAACUUCUCCAAUCAUAUUGCUCCACGUGUCGUUCCUUCUGUUCAUCAAACCAUCCAAAUUUACGGUAAAAAUUCAUUUAUGUGGAUUGGCCCCAUUCCAAGAGUGCACAUCAUGGAGGCAGAACAGGUUAAAACAGCAUAUAUGCUAAUCAAUGAUAUCCAAAAGCCAAGUAUAAACCCUCUUGUUAAAUUGCUUGCUGAUGGACUUGUAAACCAUGAAGGAGCAAAAUGGGUUAAACACAGAAAAAUAAUCAACCCUGCAUUUCAUUUGGAGAAGUUGAAGGAUAUGGUACCAGCAUUCUCUCACAGUUGUAACGAGAUGGUUGACAAAUGGGAAAGAAUGGUCUCUAACGAGGGACUGUGCGAGUUAGAUGUGAUGCCUUAUCUGCAAAGUAUGACUGCAGAUAUUAUUUCUCGAACAGCAUUUGGGAGUAGCUACGAAAAAGGAAAAAGGAUCUUCGAACUUCAGAAAGAACUAGGUGUUCUGGCGAUUAAAUCUACCUUAAGAAUUUAUAUUCCAGGAUCGAGGUUUUUACCCACCAAGUCAAACACUAAAAUGAAAAGGAUGGAUAAAGAGAUAAAAGGUUUGAUAUUGGGUAUUAUAAAUGAAAGGCAAAAGGCUAUGGAGGCCGGUGAAGCUAUACACAAUGAUCUAUUAGGCAUUCUCAUGGAAUCUAAUCUCAACGAAAUUCGACAACAUGGAAACAACAAAGAUGUUGGAAUGAGCAUAGAAGAUGUUAUCGAAGAAUGCAAACUUUUCUAUCUUGCUGGCCAAGAAACUACAGCUACAUUACUAAUUUGGACUAUGAUUUUGUUGAGUUCACACUCAGAAUGGCAAGAACGAGCGAGAGCAGAAGUUUUACAAGUCUUUGGCAAUAGGGAGCCAGACUUUGAUGGUUUAAGUCGUCUAAAAGUUGUAACUAUGAUUUUGAACGAGGUUCUCCGGUUGUAUCCACCAGUGGGUAUGGUGAGUCGUCUUGUUCAAAAGGAAACAAGGUUUGGACAGUUGACUUUACCGGCCGGGGUGAUGUUGGGGUUACCAACAAUUCUCAUCCAACAUGAUCGUGAACUAUGGGGCGAAGAUGCUCAAGAAUUCAAACCACAGAGAUUUUCUGAGGGAGUUUCUAAAGCAACAAAAAAUAACCAAACUGCUUUCAUUCCAUUUGGUUGGGGACCUCGAAUAUGCAUUGGACAAAACUUCGCCAUGAUUGAGGCCAAAACGGCAUUGGCAAUAAUCCUACAACGCUUCUCAUUUGAGCUUUCUUCAUCAUACACUCACGCUCCGACCUCCAGUAUAACAAUCCAGCCCCAACAUGGAGCUCAUGUCGUCCUACACAAACUAGAGUAAUUGUCAAGGAUCUCGCGUCAAAAAGAUCAAGAAACAGAUUUAUAGUAAUACAUAUGUUACCUCUCUCAUUACCAAUUGAUUUUGAGACGUAACCUCAUGAAUAUUUAGUUAUGUAUAAUUUCAAAUCCUUAGUUUUACACAUCUCAUUCCUGGUCUCUUCUCUUUGUCAUUUUUACAAACACUUCAUCUGCAACUGCUGUGGCUUUUUCUCCUAAAUCCUUUUGUUAGUUACUACUUUUUAGCAUAAUAAAUACGACGGCUAACAAUGAUUGUGUAUCA
Molecule: messenger RNA, 1910 nt
Organism: Momordica charantia (bitter melon)
Lineage: Eukaryota; Viridiplantae; Streptophyta; Magnoliopsida; Cucurbitales; Cucurbitaceae
Product: cytochrome P450 CYP72A219
Molecular function (GO): oxidoreductase activity, acting on paired donors, with incorporation or reduction of molecular oxygen; monooxygenase activity; heme binding
Source: RefSeq, a predicted model, not a curated record